GCAACAGCGCCAUCUGUCUGCCUAGAAGUUUACCUUCUGAGAGAAAGUAGUAAACUCGUCCAUUUGUAUUUCAACGUCGUGAUGUCUCACAGAAAGUUCAGUGCGCCACGUCAUGGAUCAAUGGGAUUCUACCCCAAAAAGAGAUCCCAGAGACAUCGUGGUAAGGUAAAGGCUUUUCCAAAAGAUGAUCCUUCAAAACCUGUCCACUUAACGGCCUUCAUAGGUUACAAAGCUGGUAUGACCCACGUGGUAAGAGAGGCAGACAGACCUGGAUCAAAGAUCAAUAAGAAAGAAAUCGUAGAGGCUGUAACAAUUUUGGAAACUCCACCCAUGGUAAUUGUUGGUGUUGUUGGUUACAUCGAAACCCCACAUGGUCUUAGGGCUUUGGCCACAGUUUGGGCUGAGCAUCUCUCUGAAGAUUGCCGCAGACGUUUCUACAAGAACUGGUACAAGAGCAAGAAGAAGGCAUUUACCAAAGCUUCUAAGAAAUGGAGUGAUGAUUUAGGAAAGAAGUCCAUUGAAAAGGACUUGAAGAAGAUUGUUAAAUACUGUAAAGUCGUCAGAGUUAUUGCUCACACUCAGAUGAAAUUGUUGAAGCAACGUCAGAAGAAAGCUCACAUUAUGGAAAUUCAAUUGAAUGGUGGUAGCAUAGCUGAUAAAGUAGCUUGGGCUAAAGAACACCUUGAAAAACCUAUCCCCAUUGCCAGUGUUUUUGCUCAAGAUGAAAUGAUUGAUUGCAUUGGUGUUACUAAGGGUCAUGGAUACAAAGGUGUUACUUCUCGUUGGCACACAAAGAAAUUGCCUCGCAAGACACACAAAGGUCUUCGUAAAGUUGCCUGUAUUGGAGCAUGGCAUCCUUCAAGAGUAUCAUUCACAGUUGCACGUGCUGGUCAAAAGGGUUACCAUCAUAGAACAGAAAUGAACAAAAAGAUCUACAGAAUUGGUGCUGGAAUCCACACUAAAGAUGGCAAGGUUGUUAAAAAUAAUGCAGCCACUGCCUAUGAUCUUAGUGAAAAAACUAUUACCCCAAUGGGUGGUUUUCCUCAUUAUGGUGAAGUUAACAAUGACUUUGUUAUGAUUAAGGGAUGUUGUAUGGGACCAAAGAAACGUGUUAUUACAUUGAGGAAGUCAUUAUUAGUUCACACUAAACGUAUUGCUUUGGAGAAGAUCAACCUUAAAUUCAUUGAUACCUCAUCCAAAUUUGGUCAUGGUAGAUUCCAGACAGCUGCUGAUAAAGCUGCAUUCAUGGGUCCACUCAAAAAAGAUAGAGUUAAGGAAGAAGAGAAGGCUGCUGCUCCUGCUGCAGCUGCAUCUAGUUAAAAUGUAAAUGUUUUUAUUGUUUGACAAUAAACAUCAUCUAUAAGUACUACUUUUUA
This is a messenger RNA of Diabrotica balteata, 1376 nucleotides long. The record is from the annotation of a GenBank genome assembly. NCBI's taxonomy places the organism in Eukaryota, Metazoa, Arthropoda, Insecta, Coleoptera, Chrysomelidae.